ACCAUUAGUAUGACCAAACCGCCCCUUUCUAUCGCAUCAAAAAUCCUAGAAGAGCGGCAGCGUCUUCCAAUUUGGCCCCAUCGUGAUGAGUUGGUAAAAACCGUCAAAAGUAGCGACAAUUGUGUCAUCGUCAGUUCGACAGGCACGGGAAAAACUACACAGUUGCCUCAAUUUCUUUUAGAAGCUGGACUUGCCUCACCAGGAAUGAUUGCCAUCACCCAGCCGCGUCGAUUAGCCGCAAUCUCAGUUGCUCAACGGGUUGCCGAGGAACUGGGUCAAGGUGCAGUGGGUGUGGGUCCAGUGGGUUAUUGUGUACGCUUCGAAGACGUAACCUCUCCCAACCGGACACUGUUGCGUUACAUGACAGACGGCAUGCUUCUACGCGAGGCCUGCCUCGAUCCCAAGCUCUCCCGCUACUCAAUUGUCAUCGUCGACGAGGCUCACGAACGGAGUCUCAACACCGAAAUCCUUCUUGGCGUUCUUCUCAACGCCAGUCAUAGUAGAUCCGCCUCCUCGCAUCCUCUUAAAAUCGUCAUCAUGUCGGCCACUAUCGAUCCAAAGCGCUUCGUGGACUUCCUUGGUUCAUCGAAGACUCGAGUUGUCUACGUUGAAGGUCGAAGAUUUCCCAUCAAAAUCCUGAAUUCCACAAAGCCCUCCGUUGACUAUGUGUCUGAUGCUGCUUCAACAUGCAUCCAGAUGCAUCGUUUGCCCACAUGCCUCCCGGAGCGUGGUUUCCUGAUUUUCCUUACGGGUGAGGACGAGAUCACCCGUUGCGUCAAUCUCAUUCGACAUCUCUACAAGUCUCUUCUUGAUUCGACCAACAAAGACAUCGCGCAGCACUCACAAUCUAAAUUGCCAAAACUUUCCGUCUUUCCACUUUUUGCCUCCCUGCCACAGGCACAGCAGCUCAAAGCACUCAGCUUUAGCAAACCGGGCACUCGUAAGGUUAUCGUGAGUACAAAUAUUGCCGAGACCUCUCUUACCAUCCCUGGCAUUCGAUACGUCAUUGAUUGUGGACGAGCCAAAAUACUCGACUGGAACAGCACCACCGGUUUGGAGCGUCUUCGCGUGGCGUGGGUGAGCAAAUCCCAGGCCUGGCAGCGCGCCGGCAGAGCUGGUCGUGAAGCCGCCGGGGUCUGCCUGCGCCUCUACACUGACGCCGAGUACGAGCGCCAAAUGCCCCUCCAUCCAUCCUCCCAACUCGCGUCAGCUCCACUCUCCGGUGUCCUCCUUAACCUUCUUGCUAUGGGCGUUCAGGACGCCAGAUCCUUCCCCUGGCUAGAGCCGCCCAAACCGGAGGCGAUUGAUGCCGGCCUCGAACUCCUUCAUCGUCUUGGAGCCGUUACUGUCGACCCAGAGCGCCCCAAGUCCUCUCAGAUUUGCAAUGGCUCCGUGUCCCCCAACUCCGUACCUCGGCCUGUUGAACUCACAAAACUCGGUCGUCUCCUGACAGCCUUCCCAUUGGAGCCGCGUCUGGCCCGGGCGUUGUAUUCGGCUGCGCACCUGCACUGCCUUGUUGAAGCCGUGACCGCUGUCAGCAUGCUCUACGUCGCCCCCGUAUUCUAUGUGCCGCAGGAGAACAGGGAAGAAUUCGCCGAGAUUUCUGCGCGGUUUCGCCAUGCAGACGGUGAUUUGGCCAGCCAAGUUCUUGUCUACCGCGCCUACGUUAAGGCGUUGGAGAAUCCUACUAAUCUCCGUGGACCACACAACUCAACCCGCCCCACACGCAGCCAGUGGUGUCGAGAGAACUUUCUCAACCACGCCCGAAUGCGAACAGCGGUGAAGGUGCGGGCCCAGCUUCGAUCCAUCGUCAUGGCGAGCGGUUUGGGCGUGUUCCACACCUGCGGUACAGACGACUUCUCCCCCCUCACAAAGGCUUUCUUUGAGGUCGCUUAUCGAGACCAGGUGAAUUCAUUGGUUCCAAUGCAUAGUCUUGUAGCGACUCUUCUCUCUCACCACACCAAAAAGUCAGUUGGUGAGACGCCCUCCAGAGACAACUUCCCCUACUAUACGCGCCUUGGUGACACUGCCGCAGCCCCAGAUCUUCUUACCAUACACCCAGAUUCCUGUGUUUAUCCCCUGGCUGUUGUCGCCCGAAGCCCGCCUUCAGCAGUGCUCUUCCUGGAAGCCGUCGACUCAAAUAACGAGAGUUCCACAGACAGUCAACAGCGUGUCCUGCUUCGGCACGUUUGUCCGAUCCCGACUACUUGGUUAGGGGAGGCGGAGGCACAGCUGACGAUGCGAACCUCUUUAAAGAGGGCGAGGUCAGACGUGGUGUCGUCUGAAAGCCCGUCAAAGGCGCCAAAGUUUGAAGAUGAUGGAUCUCCUGACCCCCCACGUGGUCUUUCAGCUGCCGUACGGAGAAAACGAAUGAAGAAAUUAAAGAACAAGCAGAAAAGGCUUCUUGAGAAACAACGACGAGACUGUGAAGGCGGUGCACCAGAUGGACAUGUAGAGUAG
Molecule: messenger RNA, 2460 nt
Organism: Mesocestoides corti
Lineage: Eukaryota; Metazoa; Platyhelminthes; Cestoda; Cyclophyllidea; Mesocestoididae
Source: the annotation of a GenBank genome assembly